This is a messenger RNA of Ostrea edulis (European flat oyster), 1360 nucleotides long. Its product is annotated as peroxisomal membrane protein 4-like. The transcript is spliced from 4 exons. Gene Ontology annotation, cellular component: peroxisomal membrane. The record is from RefSeq and is a predicted model, not a curated record. Lineage: Eukaryota; Metazoa; Mollusca; Bivalvia; Ostreida; Ostreidae. Bases 48 to 653 code for a protein of 201 amino acids.
UUUUUAAAUACAACCACAAAAACUAAUUUUAUUGACGCGUAAGGAAAAUGGCAUCCAUCACGCAACAAGUAAAUUAUCUACUGGCCUCUGGACAAUAUCACAGUGUUUUGUCCAUCAUCAAAGGCUUUCGAAACGGGGCUGUAUAUGGAGCCAAAAUCCGAUUUCCUCAUGCACUGGUAAUGACUCUCCUUUUCAAAAGAGGAAGUUUUAAAGAGAUGACCCAAGGGAUAUUAGAAGCAACAUUUACACAUUCCAAAAAUCUGGCCUGUUUUGUAUUUGCCUACAAAACCCUAACCAGCCUGAUGGCCUGGUUAGAGACUCAUGAGAAACAGUACCAGUCCUUUAUUGCAGCAUUUAUUGGGGGCUACAUUGUGUUUGGACGAUAUAACAAAGUUAAUGAACAGAUCAACCUUUACCUGCUGUCUAGGAUUCUGUAUGGCCUCGCUAAGUUAGCUGUGAAGCGUGGGUACAUCUCGUCUCCAAAAGGACCGGUAUUUCCCUGGUUUGCAGCCAUUGUGUGGGGCAUUGUGUUGUGGUUGUUUGAAUACGAGAAGGACACCCUUCAACCUUCGCUAAAGUCGUCUAUGACAUAUCUUUACCAUGACAGCAAUAGGUGGAGCAGUUUUAAGAACUUUCUUAUAUACAACAAAUGAUUGUAGUAUGUGGUGUUCAAUAUUGAAGAAUACAUGUAUUGUCUCCUCAGUAUGAAAGUAUAUUUUAUUACAUGUAUCUCUCUGACAAGUUAUAAAAUUGCAGAGAAAAUUAGGGUUCUAGAUGUGUAUUCAUGAUUUUGACAACAUCUGUCAAACUAGUUAGUAUAUACAUUUAGAAUACAUCUGUAUCCGAUUUUCUGUUGUUAUAAUUUGCAUGAUUAAAUCUUCAAAAUGCAUGUGCUGAAAAACUAAAGUAAAAUAAUCUCAGACUGGUUUAAAAAACUAUAUUAGAAUUUUCAAAAUAUUUUCUUUUAUGAUAUCAGCUGUAAUUUUUUUCACUUUUAUGAAAUGUUAAUAUACCCCCCUCCCCCCUUUUCAAACAAUUUACAUUUUUAAAUUAAUACAACAUACAUUGUUAUAUCCUAAAAAUUUUAAUUUGAAAGAAAAUAAAGAGGUAUUGAGACAGGGAGCUUUAUUAAGUGUAACUUUGGGGUAAAAUAAAAUUAAUGUUUGUAACCUUUCUGAGAAUAGUUAUGUAGAAUAUUACUUCUUUAAAUUACUCUAAAUUACUCCCCCUAGACACCCGAUCCUAUCGCUAGUGUUUCCAGGGGUCCGUGUUUUCUAUUUUAUAUUUCAUAGAUUUUAAGAUUGGGUCACUGUUCAUUAUCUUCACCUUUUGCGUUAUAAAGUACUAAAUUUCUAAAACA